Messenger RNA from Cephus cinctus (wheat stem sawfly), 3694 nucleotides. RefSeq lists its product as uncharacterized. The record is from RefSeq and is a predicted model, not a curated record. The transcript is spliced from 9 exons. The coding region runs from base 2466 to 3449 and encodes 327 amino acids. Lineage: Eukaryota; Metazoa; Arthropoda; Insecta; Hymenoptera; Cephidae.
UUUAAUGUAUCGUAGUUCAUGGCUAAAUUCUACACGGCUUGUAAAUCCCUUGGAAUUUUAUGAUAUUGUUAGCUACCCUGCAAAAACAGUACAGAGGUAAAAAAUUACUAACCCUAGAAACGUGUCGGUGAUCUAUUGCGUCAGGUUUAAGGUUAGGUCCUAUUUUUUUCAUACCUAAAGCCCAUAUCCCUUUCGCAUUCCAUACUGUACUUUGAAAGAUGGUCACCCUGGGGCGUCGCCUCCCUGGGGAUUUCCUUAUUGACGAAUUCCUCGCUCUAGAAAUUUUGCAGCAGUCCACUUUCUUAUAAAUAUUUCGUCGGACUUUAUACACGCGGACAUACGUGAACGACAAUCUAAUCUCACUGGCACUUUCCUCAAUUCAGAAACUAAAAAGAAAUUUGAUACGGAAUAAAUGAAGUACUUAUAGGUUAUGUUUCUUUUAUUCGUAUCAUGCUAAUUCUUCAUUCAUCUUUUUGUAUUAUUAUCUCCACUUCCUCUCGAGUAAAGAACAAUGUAUUAUCUAGAGAUGGUGAGUCUUUUGUCUUUGUGCUUAUCUAACGACCCUGUCACAGGGACGCAGUGUAAAUGGUCUAGAUGAAGAUGUCAGGAGCAUCAGUAUCGUCGGCAUUCCAAGACGACAGGAAGCGGACUAUUCGUUUGAGAAAAAGGGCGUCUCAUCCAUCCUUACGUCAAGGCACCUCGAGGGAUGAAUUUUGUACGGCUGCAGCCAACCUGACCAAUCUUAAGAAGGGAGAGAAGGGAGAAAAUAUUAAUGGCGUCGAAGAUCUUCAAGAUAACCCAACUGAAAAAUGUCGUUAUUCCCACUUUUUUCUUUCUUCUCUUCCCUAGACGUGCAUCUUUUUCGGACACCUGCAGGUACUUUUUGUUGUUUUCCAUGAAAAUUCUUGGCUCUUCUUAAAAUUCUUGGUCCAAGUUCUCAAUGUUUACUUUGCCUUCCUUUAAAUCUGUAUUUAACCUUUUUUUUUUCUUCUCUUUUUCAUUCAGACACCCGUUAGAUACACGCAGUCCAUACAUUAUCAACCAUUUUACAAGUUAAUGUUAGCUACGCCAGGAACUCCAGCAGUUGUUAUAAUACAAAAGUCGAUCUCUCUGCCUCGGAUUCUUCUGCAAUCAAUUGCAAGGUAAACCGGCCAGCGAAAGGCGCGACAUAGGUGCAGGUGCAUUGCUGUUUGCAAUUACACAAAUAGCCGAGAACUGCAUGUGCAGUAUUUCGAUUAAAAACGUGAUAGCGCAUCUGCAGUACCGUAUACAUUAACCGACCAGUUGUAUCAGUUGAUUGCAUUAAAUUAAUAAGACAGAAACACAGUGGAAUUUUAGACAAAGAAAAUCGAACGAAUUAAUUUGCAAUUGAAGAAAAAUUCUCUUAAUCAAAUCCACUAUAAAUCAGAUUAGUGCCUAUUAAUAGUAUUAGCUUCAAGUGUCUUUCUUUAAUAUACGUAUACCAAAGUCUGUAAGAUCACCUAGUAACCAUUCACUUUCAUUAAUGAAAGUGCAACUUCAUUCGUAGUUGUAUUCGAAUGUGGCGCAUAGUUAAUCGCAUACCAUUUCCUUUUCGUAUUUUCCUCAGCUGGCUAAUGCACCUACGCAUGUAUCUAUAUACAAUAUAGGUGUAUAACUAUAUACUGGCGUGAAAGGUUCGAACACAUGUGUUCAUUGCCGUGUAAUUGUCCAUCUCGCCGAAUGAUCCGCUGGAAUUGCAACGGUAAUGAUGGACUUUAUUACAGCAACUGCUGUAAGUGGCUGCCAGUCAGCCUGUGCAUGAAACAGGAUACGAUGUCUCUUUGAUGAAACUGAAUGAUUUUUAUAAAUGGAAUCUGUAUGGAAUGUGAUGAAAAAUAAGAUACGCAUCUUCGUGGAUCCCUUGAGAAGUUUAAAGAAAAGGAGUAAGAAGAAGAAGAAAAAAAGAACCUCCUCUAUACCUGACUGUGCGUAGUUGCAUGCGAGCUGGCUUUUCUUUCUCUUCUAUAUACUUUUUUUUUCUCUUCUCCCUCAUCAGGUUCCAUCAAUGGCGGAUGGUCAGAAAUUCCUGGCUAAGUUCACACAAGAAUCCACUAUAUUUUGUGCAGGUAAAGACUUCCACUUGUUAUGAUAAAUGGAAGAAGUAUGUGAGCGUGGAGGAAAAGACAUGACUUUUACUUUUGGUCAAUUUUCAAAAUAUCCUAGGAAAUUGGUAGUUCAACAAUUUUCUACCUUAUAAUUUAUACGCGUUGCAUACUCUAUAUAUAAUAAUCAGUAUACGUAUUAUUUCUUACUUUCCCUAGAUUUUGCAAAAUUUUCAACUGUCAAUUUUCGCAUUCAGUCUGACACGAAGAAACCGUGAAACUUGAAACUCGAAGAAAAGUCUGUUUACGCUGCUGCUUUCACGUCUUUCGCCAUUUCCCAAUUGACAGGCAGAGAUGCAGGAAAACGAUAAGUCUUUGAAUCGCGCGUAAACCACCUGAGGGAUGAACGGUAUCAAUACACCAAACCACGAAGUGCAUCAAUUUCGAACUGCAGCACAGAUAGCCAGUAUCUAUCACAGGGAUGAGAAUUUCGAAAGGAAAUCUAACAUAUCGGAAAUCGUUCACGGAACCUUUCAUCUGUGUCAGCUUACUGUUGCCGUCACGCUCAUUGUCUUUCAUCAUGUUCAUCACGCGGCGAAUCGCAUCGCACAAGAACAGAAUAAAGACGUGCCGACCUUGCCGGAAGAAAAGAAUCCUGUCUUCAUCGUGUUUCCGGCAUGCAUGAUGCUCAGUUUGAUAUUGGCGAUAUUAAGAUUUGGCACCAGGAAACUCGUCAGGAGGCCUGCCAUCCCCAUGACGUUUUCCUUCGUUGGUGCAAUGUUUAUGUUUAUUGGUGCUAUAUCUGCUAUGAGACACGCGGAGAUUCAUAUAAAUAUCGCGGAGUCUUGGAUACUGUACGAUUUUUGGCUGUCGGAGAAAAGGGAAAGGCAACUUGUUAAUACCGUCGAUGUGAUACAGUCUGGUUCGAGCAACGUGUCAUUCAAUGAUGCACCUACGGUAUCCAGAGAGUCAAGUAAUGAGCGACGACGAUGUAUUAAAACUAAAGAUAAGAAGAACAAAAACCAGAAAUACGACAUGCAAGAACAGCCUGGUAUUUUAGAUCCUGUCGUCACUCUUGAUAAACUCCCCUCGUAUCGACAAGGAAGUCAGAUGGAUGUUCAAAGUUUCAAAUUCGUAAGAAAAAACGCCAUCUUUUGCACCGGAGAUGUUACAGCCACCAUCUAUUUGCACUCGGUCAAUAACAUAUCUUCUGUCGGUAACCGUAAAUUCAGAAGCAGAACCUAUGAACAUAUAUUGCUGCUGCGUAGACCUGUACAUGUACACGAAUAUGAAGUAUUUCACGAAGAAACCAACGCACGAGUUCCAAGUCGUUCACGUGAUGUGAAUCCGAUCUCAGGAAUCACGUACUACGUACAUACAAUAUGAUAUCAGAUCCAACUUCGGAGCUAACUCUCUUCAUACGGAGGAGUCAGGAGUGUUAUGCAGAAGCAUGAUGUCACGUUAUAGGCGUAGAUAUAUAUAUAUAUCUUCGGUCAUCCUCUAAUGCGACGAGACACUCCAUGAUUGCGUACAUUAAAUCACUAGGAAGUCUAAUAAUUUCAAGAACUCUACUGAUAAGUUUGGAUAUCCAUAUUAAAAAUGCACAAAAAAUAUAUUGCAGUCUAUUAAAA